AUGGGUUCCAAGAAGUACUUCGGCCUUACCGGCAACGCCCUCAACAACCUCAGGAUCCUUCUCAUCAUCGCGCCCAGCUUCAUUCUUUACGGCUACAACAUCGGCGUCGUCGGCGGCCUGCUGACCGAGGAGGACUGGGUCAAGACGUUCCCCGAGAUCGACACCGUCAACACCUCCGGGGACGAAAAGUCUCGCAACUCGACGCUACAGGGACUCGUCGUUGCUACCUUCACCAUCGGCGCCACCAUCGGCUCGCUUUCCUGCUCGUGGACCGGAGACGUCUACGGACGUCGAAACAUCAUCUUCUUCUCGUCUAUCCUCACGCUCAUCGGCGAAGUUCUCAUGGCGGCCUCUUUCGGUCUGCCUCAGUUCGUUGUAGGACGUGUCCUCACCGGCCUCGGCAUCGGCCAGCUCAGCUCCAUCGUCCCGGUCUGGCAGUCCGAAACAUCCGCCGCAGCGAACCGUGGCCGCCAAGUCGUCAUAUCCGGAGUCUUCAUGUGCGUCGGUUACAUGCUCGAGUCGUGGAUCGACCUCGGCUUCUUCCAAUUCCAUUCCGGUCCCAUCACGUGGAGGCCGCCCCUGGCCAUAGCUGUAUUCUUCUCCAUUGUUCUCAUGGUAUCGAUUUACUUCUUCCCAGAAUCGCCGCGCUGGCUAGUCAUGAAGGGGAAGAACGAACAGGCACGCUUCGUCAUCUCUGUUCUGAAGUCACUCCCGGCAGAUUCUCUCGAGGUACAGGCCGAGCUGUCUGGAAUCGAAUUCUCCCUCGAAGAGACCAAGGGCACUCAGGUCUCCUUGAAGGAUGUUCUGAAGAUGGGCGAGGACAAACUCCUGUACCGAUUCUGUCUCUGCAUGUCGCUCCAAUUCUUCCAACAGAUGGCCGGUUCCAACUUGGUCAGCGUUUACGCCCCAAUCCUAUUCCAGCAGGGUCUCGGUUUGUCCAGCCAAUACUCUCGCAUCCUCAGUGGUGGCACUUUGACAUGGAAGUUCUGUGCCUCCUUCAUCGCCUUCUUUACCAUUGACCGCUUCGGUCGCCGUGCUGCCUUCAUCGUCAGCGGCACGGGAAUGUCGCUCUGCAUGAUCGCCCUCGCCGUCGCCACGUCAUUUGGGACAGACAACUACCCGGCCCAGAUUGCUGCGGCCUUCUUCAUCUUUCUCUACAACACGUGGAUCCCCAUCGGUCUCAUGGGCGCCAACUACCUCUACUGCACGGAAGUGGCACCCCUUCGCCUGCGCAUGGCCAUGUCUUCCAUCUCGACCGCCAACCACUGGCUUUUCAACUUCCUGGUCAUCAUGGUCACCCCGGUAGCCCUAAACACCAUCGGCUGGCGCUACUACAUCGUGUACGCCGUCAUCGCCGCUGCGAUGCCCGUCACGGUGUACUUCUUCUUCCCUGAGACGACGGGUCGUAACCUUGAGGAGAUUGAUCUGCUUUUCCGCGAGUCGCCCUCGAUUAUGGCCACCGUGAAGUACGCCAAGACGAGACCUAUCGCGAUGCCACAAGAAUUCAACUCGGAGAAGGGCGAGAAGGCGACCCAUCUUGAGGGUGCGUGA
Colletotrichum destructivum is the source of this 1551-nucleotide messenger RNA. RefSeq names its product Putative major facilitator, sugar transporter, major facilitator superfamily. The record is from RefSeq and is a predicted model, not a curated record. Gene Ontology annotation, molecular function: carbohydrate:proton symporter activity. The transcript has 2 exons. NCBI's taxonomy places the organism in Eukaryota, Fungi, Ascomycota, Sordariomycetes, Glomerellales, Glomerellaceae. Gene Ontology annotation, biological process: carbohydrate transport; transmembrane transport. Gene Ontology annotation, cellular component: membrane. Bases 1 to 1551 code for a protein of 516 amino acids.